Molecule: messenger RNA, 3068 nt
Organism: Bombina bombina (fire-bellied toad)
Lineage: Eukaryota; Metazoa; Chordata; Amphibia; Anura; Bombinatoridae
Product: cytochrome P450 2K4
Exons: 9
Coding region: 59-1498 (479 amino acids)
Biological process (GO): xenobiotic metabolic process
Cellular component (GO): cytoplasm; intracellular membrane-bounded organelle
Molecular function (GO): oxidoreductase activity, acting on paired donors, with incorporation or reduction of molecular oxygen, reduced flavin or flavoprotein as one donor, and incorporation of one atom of oxygen; heme binding; iron ion binding
Source: RefSeq, a predicted model, not a curated record
GUUUUUCUUAGAACAUGUUUCUCACAGUUCCAAUCACUAUUGUUCUAUCAGUUAUAAUAUGUGUUUGUUUGAUAAGUCUUCUUUAUGGUUGGAACAGAAUCACAUCGCCGAACUUCCCUCCUGGACCCAGCCUCUGCCGAUUAUUGGAAAUCUCCAUAUCAUUAACAAACGUGCACCCUAUAAAACAUUUCUAGAGCUGGCAAAACAGUAUGGCCCAGUAUACAGCGUCCACAUGGGACUUAAUAAAAUGGUUAUACUCUGUGGAUAUGAAACCGUGAAAGAUGCGCUAGUGAACCACGCUGAAGAGUUUUCUGGAAGAGGAACAUUGCCAAUUUUUCAUGACAUAAAUAAAGGAAAUGGUAUUAUUUUUGCUAAUGGAGAGAACUGGAAGGUAAUGAGGAGAUUUACUCUUACAACUUUACGGGAUUUUGGAAUGGGAAGAAGAACAUUAGAAGAUAAAAUUAAUGAAGAAUGUGACUUUUUGGCGCAAAAACUUGAAGCCUUUAAGGGAAAGCCAUUUGAAAAUACAAUGAUCAUGAAUGGUGCUGUAGCCAACAUUAUUGUUGCCAUAUUACUUGGUCAUCGCUUUGAUUAUGAAGAUCCAAAAUUUCUGAGACUAAUGAGCAUCAUAAAUGAAAAUAUAAGGCUUUUGGGAAGUCCAGCAGUGAUGCUAUACAAUAUAUUUCCAUCUUUGAUGCGCUGGAUUCCAGGAAAUCACAAAACAGUUCAUAAAAAUAUUGCAGAGUUUCAAAGAUUUAUUAAAGAGACAUUUACAAGUUACAAGGAUCACUUGGAUGUAAAUGACCAGAGAAAUCUGAUUGAUGUGUUUCUGGUCAAGCAAAAAGAGGAAAAACCUACUCCUGGAUUAUAUUUCCACAAUGAAAAUCUAGUUAAUCUUGUAGGGAAUUUGUUUGGUGCUGGAAUGGAGACAACAUCAACCACUCUUCGCUGGGGUUUGUUGAUAAUGAUGAAAUACCCUGAAAUACAAAAAAAUGUGCAAAAUGAAAUUGAAAAAGUGAUUGGAUCAGCUAUGCCCCAAAUGGAACACAGAAAAAAGAUGCCUUAUACUGAUGCAAUUGUUCAUGAAAUUCAACGAUUUGCCAAUAUUGUACCAUCAAAUCUUCCACAUCAGACUACAAGGGAUGUAUCUUUUAAAGGAUAUUUUCUUCCAAAAGGGACCGUCAUUCUCCCAGUGCUAACUUCUGUAUUGCGAGACAAGGAUUAUUUUGAGAAACCAGAUGAGUUUUAUCCUCAACACUUUCUUGAUUCUGAAGGGAAUUUUGUACGGAAUGAUGCAUUCAUGCCAUUUUCAGCAGGUCAAAGAAUUUGUGCUGGGGAGAAUUUAGCCAGAAUGGAGCUGUUUCUGUUCUUUACAAGACUGUUGCAGAAGUUCACAUUUCGUCCUCCUCCGGGUGCUCCUGACGUUGAUCUUAUUCCAAUGGACGGAGCUACUAGAAAUCCCAAUAAAUAUCAGAUGUGUGCUGUACCUCGUACCUAGAUGUGUGCUGUACCUCAUACCUAGAUGUGUGCUGUACCUCAUACCUAGAUAUGUGCUGUACCUCGUACCUAGAUGUGUGCUGUACCUCAUACCCGAUGUGUGCUGUACCUCGUACCUAGAUGUGUGCUGUACCUCGCACCUAAAUGUGUGCUGUACCUCAUACCUAGAUGUGUGCUGUACCUCAUACCUAAAUGUGCGCUGUACGUCGUACCUAGAUGUGUGCUGUACCUCGUACCUAAAUGUGUGCUGUACGUCGUACCUAGAUGUGUGCUGUACCUCGUACCUAAAUGUGUGCUGUACCUCGUACCUAGAUAUGUGCUGUACCUCACACCUAGAUGUGUGCUGUACCUCGUACCUAAAUGUGUGCUGUACCUCGCACCUAAAUGUGUGCUGUACCUUGUACCUAGAUGUCUGCUGUACCUCGUACCUAAAUGUGUGCUGUACCUCGUACCUAGAUAUGUGCUGUACCUCGUACCUAAAUGUGUGCUGUACCGCGUACCUAGAUGUGUGCAGUACCUCAUACCUAAAUGUGUGCUGUACCUCGUACCUAGAUGUGUGCUGUACCUCAUACCUAGAUGUGUGCUGUACCUCGUACCUAGAUGUGUGCUGUACCUCGUACCUAAAUGUGUGCUGUACCUUAUACCUAGAUGUGUGCUGUACCUCGUACCUAGAGUAGAAAAUAAAGAUUUAAAUGUGGCCUUUUGUCAACAUGUUUGUAAUUAAGAUUUAUCUUUUUUGACUCCAUAUUAUGUUUAAUACAUUUUUCUAACUUUAAAUGUUUUUCAAUGUUAGCUUUUUUAUCAAAUCCAAGUUACAAAACUGUUACAGAUAUUGGGGCAUAUUUAUCAAGCUCUGUAUGGAGCUUGAGGCCCCAUUGUUUCCGGCGAGCCUUCAGACUCGGCGGAAACAGAAGAUAUGAAGCAGCGGUCUAAAGACCGCUGCUCCAUAAUUUGCUUCCUGCUCUGAGGCGGCGGACAGAAAUCAACUAGAUCGAAUAUGAAUCCCAAGAAAUAUCAGAUGUGUGCUGUACCUCGUACCUAGAUGUGUGCUGUACCUCAUACCUAGAUGUGUGCUGUACCUCAUACCUAGAUGUGUGCUGUACCUCGUACCUAAAUGUGUGCUGUACCUCAUACCUAAAUGUGUGCUGUACGUCGUACCUAGAUGUGUGCUGUACCUCGUACCUAAAUGUGUGCUGUACGUCGUACCUAGAUGUGUGCUGUACCUCGUACCUAAAUGUGUGCUGUACCUCGUACCUAGAUAUGUGCUGUACCUCGUACCUAAAUGUGUGCUGUACCUCGCACCUAAAUGUGUGCUGUACCUCAUACCUAGAUAUGUGCUGUACCUCGUACCUAAAUGUGUGCUGUACCGCGUACCUAGAUGUGUGCUGUACCUCGUACCUAAAUGUGUGCUGUACCUCGUACCUAGAUGUGUGCUGUACCUCAUACCUAGAUGUGUGCUGUACCUCGUACCUAGAUGUGUGCUGUACCUCGUACCUAAAUGUGUGCUGUACCUUAUACCUAGAUGUGUGCUGUACCUCGUACCUAGAGUAGAAAAUAAAGAUUUAAAUGUG